UUCCUUUAGGCUUUCCCUAUUUAACACCACGUUAGUAGCGUCUUUGAUAACGCAUAUUUAUUUUGCCCAGCACUUCCUUGAAAGAUGGAUGUUUCUGGGAAUCCUAAGAAAUAGGUAACCUAACCUUUGUUUUUUUUUUUUUUUUUUUGUUCUGAUACAGUACAAACACUUCCUUUUUCCCCACUACCUCCUUGUUGUAAUCGGCACCAUACCCGGAUGUUUGUUAAAGCAGCGCAGAAUUCAGCUGCUUUGUGCUCCGCAACAGGCUGCUACACGAGACCUGCACAUUCCAGUUGUGCACCUUGCUCUUCUUUUUGCUUUUUGAUGAUAAAGUAACUUAAGGCCCCAUUUGCUGUUUUCCCUGCAAGAGGUUACAAAGUACAGAACUUUUUUUGUCAUGAUACCUGACCUUCCUGCAGCAGGCAUUUUUCUUCCUCAGAAGAAACUUGCUCCGCCCAGUUUCCAAACAGUCUUGCAUCAAUUUCAUGCAGCAGGAAAUACCUUGCUGUAUCUUAACUAUACCUUGCUCUACAACUUCCAACAUUUUUCUUAGUUUCCUACAAGAUCUCUAAGAGUAUUCCAUCACAAAGAGGAAAACAUUUCAUGACAGAGAGAUGGAGAGGUACUGAGCUUGUCAGGAUAUCCCAUGCAAGAUUUGAGUUAGCUUUAUGUGGUACAGUGGCUACUUGUCUGCAUGGAGGCUGGGCUUUGCUCUUCUAUGCCAGGUAGUACAAAGCAGCUGCUACCACGUACGCUUGAGAAGUAAUGGUGUAAUUCAACUCUGAUCCAUUACAGUCAGUUCAGAGGAAGAAGCAGUCAUCCCCAUAGCAAGGAGAGGCUCAGAACCAACAUGUAGGAAGAACUGGAAGCUAGGCUAACGGAUCUAAAAGACUCUUCAGUUUCAUAUUCCUGAGACUUCAGGCGUUCACCGCCACCUCCCAUUUGGGGCUGCUGAGGUCUUUGACCAACUAACGUAGAAAACCACUCAGGGCAGGCCCUUUCCUGACCUUAACCUUCACACAGCCCUCUCAAAACACCACAUCCCCUACAGCUAAUACCCCAGACUUGUAACAUUCCAUUUGCUGAAGAAGAAUUCGAGCAGCAACCCACACCCCUCUGAGCCCUGAGGGAAGCCAGGCCCCUCACGCCGCUACGGCCCCGCCGCACGAAGCCACAAGAUGGCGGCGGGCGGCGUCACAUGGCGGCGGCGCCCAGCGCGCCUGCGCAGCACCUCCCCGGGAGGGAGGCGACAAGAUGGCGGAAGCGGAGUGAGCGGCUGGGCCGAGGCUGGACGAACACUGCACAGCUAUGGAGAAUGAACCAAACACAACGACGUGUUCUGCAUCUACGACUACUAUCACUACCACCUCCACUUCCCGGACCCCGCUCCCGCAGAUAUCUGUCUACAGUGGCUCUGACAGGCAUGCCGUCCAGGUUAUUCAGCAGGCCUUGCAUCGUCCUCCUAGCUCAGCUGCUCAGUACCUCCAGCAGAUGUAUGCAGCCCAACAGCAGCAUCUAAUGCUGCAGACUGCUGCUUUGCAGCAGCAGCACUUAAGCAGUACCCAGUUUCAGAGUCUGGCAACUGUACCACAGGCAAGCCUGUCAGGUGGGAGGCAAUGUACUUCCCCCACUGGGAGUGUCACUCAGCAGUCAAGCAUGUCGCAGACCUCGAUUAACCUCUCCACCUCUCCUACACCUGCACAGAUAAUAAGCCGUUCACAGACCUCCAACACCACCAGCAGCAGUAUUACCCAACAGACUAUGUUGCUGGGGAGCACCUCGCCAACCCUGAGUGCAAGCCAGGCUCAAAUGUAUCUACGAGCUCAAAUGCUAAUUUUUACUCCUGCUACCACUGUGGCUGCUGUCCAGUCUGACAUUCCUGUUGUCUCAUCAUCUUCCUCAUCUUCCUGUCAGUCUGCAGCUACUCAGGUUCAAAACUUGACAUUGCGCAGUCAGAAGUUGGGUGUGUUGUCAAGUUCGCAGAACGGCCCACCAAAGAGCAGCAGCCAGCCUCAGUCGUUGUCUCUGUGCGCUAAUAAACCUGUAACCAGUACCAAGGGCAGCCAACCAGAUCCCUCAGAGAGCAAUAGAAAAGGUGAUAGCCCAACUCCAGAGUGUCGGAGUACGCCAGUCACACGGACAUCAAGCAUACAUCAGUUAAUAACACCAGCUUCAUAUUCUCCAUUGCAACCUCAUUCUCUGGUAAAACAUCAGCAGAUCCCACUUCAUUCACCACCUCCAAAGAUUUCGCAUCAUCAGCUGAUACUGCAACAGCAGCAGCAAGUCCAGCCGAUUGCACUUCAGACUCCUUCUGGUCAGGAGCCCCCUCCGUCACAGCACUGUCUGCCACUCCCAAGCCACGGUCUUCCUCCAGGUCCCAGCAGCGUCCAGUCUCAUUGCUCACCUAUUCACAUCCAUCCUCCACCUCUAACGUUAUCUCCCACUCCAUCCCAGUCAGCUCAGCAGUCAGUAGUGGUCUCCCCUCCACCUUCUCACUCCCCUAGCCAGUCGCCCACAAUAAUUAUUCAUCCUCAAGCACUUAUCCAGUCACAGGCAAACUCCCUCGUGCCAACAGCUCUUCAGCCUGAGCAGGGCACUCCUCAGCAAACUGCUACCAACCCAGUUCGACCAAUUGCACAGCCACUUAAUCUUCCGCCGCAUCUCCCACUUCCACCCUCCCCUGCUGUACAUAUAGGAUCAGUAGAUCAGCCCAGCUUGGUUUCCUCGGGCCAACAGAUAGUGUCCUCCACACCACACCAGCAAUAUUCAGCCUUGCAGUCCACACCUAUCCCUCUUGCAGCUCCUCCACAGCUGUCAACAUCUUCAACCCAGAUUCAACAACUGCCCUUGCAGUCUGUGCAGUCGUUACAAGUGCAGCCUGAAAUUCUAUCCCAGGGCCAGGUUUUGGUUCAAAACACUUUGGUUUCUGAGGAAGAACUUCCUGCUGCAGAAGCUUUGGUCCAGCUGCCAUUUCAAACUCUUCCACCACCUCAGACUGUUGCAGUAAAUCUUCAAGUGCAGCCGUCAGUACCAAUUGAAACUCCGGUGAUUUACCAGGUGGAGAAUGUAUGUGAAGAAGAGAUGCCUGAGGAGUCUGAUUGUGUCAAUAUGGUUAGGACACCGACACCGCCGACUUUGUCCCCACCAGCCAUAACCUUGGGGAAUGGAGAGGCACUUAAUUCAGAAGAGCCUUUGUCAGACCAUGUGGGAAUACCUUCAGUGACAUCAUCAGUCAGUGCCUCAGUAAUUAAAUCUCCAUCUGAUCCUUCGCAUGCUUCUAUUCCACCACCACCUCUUUUGCUUCCAGCAGCAACAACAAGGAGUAACAGCACGUCAAUGCCCAAUAGCAUUCCUAGUCUAGAAAAUAAACCUCCACAGGCUAUCGUUAAACCACAAAUCCUGACCCAUGUUAUUGAAGGCUUUGUGAUUCAGGAGGGGUUGGAGCCAUUCCCUGUAAGUCGUUCAUCUUUGCUGGUAGAACAGCCUGCAGAAAAAAGAUUGCUAGUGGAGGGUCAAAUCAUGAGUGUUAUGUGUGUUGAAUCAGACUUGCAGAAUACAAAACAUGCAGACAACUCAUCGGACACAGAGAUAGAGGAUAUGAUUGCAGAAGAGGGACUGGAUGAAAUUGAAAAUGAUCUUCUGAAGUGUGAAUUUUGUGGGAAAAUGGGAUAUUCUAACAAGUUUCUGCGGUCAAAACGAUUCUGCUCUACAUCCUGUGCCAAAAGGCACAGCCUUAGUUGCACUAAGAAAUUUGGGCUGUUUACAUCAGACAAGACCAAUCGUUGGAAUCGGAAAUCAGAUAGCCAAAGUCUUGGGCGACGCGGGCGUCGACCGAGUGGCCCUGAUGGGGCGUCACGAGAUCAUUUUCUUAGACAGCUUCCAGUUACUUACCCAUCCGCAGAAGAAGAUCUGGCUUCUCAUGAAGACGCUGUUCCAGCUGCCAUGACCACGCGUCUGCGAAGACAGAGUGAAAGAGAGAGGGAGCGUGAACUUAGGGAACUAAGAAUUAGGAAAAUGCCAGAGGGCAUUGACUUGUUACCAGUGGUGCAAGCAGACCCAUCAGUAUGGACUGUUGACGAAGUUUGGGCCUUUAUACAUUCUUUGCCUGGUUGUCAAGAUAUUGCAGAUGAAUUUAGAGCACAAGAAAUUGAUGGACAAGCUCUCCUCUUGUUGAAGGAGGAUCACCUUAUGAGUGCAAUGAAUAUAAAGCUUGGACCUGCGUUAAAAAUCUGUGCACGUAUCAAUUCAUUGAAAGAAUCAUAGGGCAUGAACACAAAGGUUUAAACAACAGUUUCUCUGUGACAAAACCAGCAGUAAUAUGCCAACAUCUUCACCAUGGCAUGAGUGUUACUGUGAUGUUUUGUUAAAUAUAUGGAGUUUUUCCCACAUAGACUUAAAAGUAUUCCUCUGAUUAUACCAUGUAGUCCUCUGUAGUUUCCAGCAAUUUAAAAGUUCAUGGUAAAGCCUGAAUAAUACUUUGACUUAAAGUGGGAGCUCAUGGAAGAACAUGAAGUGAAAUAUGCUGAUAGUUUAAAUAUUCCACAUUAUGUACUUUAUCUUGUAAUUUUAAGAUUAACACCCCAGCACCCCCCCAAUCUGAACACCAUUUAGAUUGUGUUACUGUAUUCUGAAAGAUGACUUUUCCCACAUACAGCAGUUUUUGGACUGAAAUCACAGAAGUGUCCACAGAUGCUGUGGAAGCACUGAAAACAGUAAAAUGCUAUGCA
Molecule: messenger RNA, 4727 nt
Organism: Cygnus olor (mute swan)
Lineage: Eukaryota; Metazoa; Chordata; Aves; Anseriformes; Anatidae
Gene: PHC3
Product: polyhomeotic homolog 3
Exons: 15
Coding region: 1309-4263 (984 amino acids)
Cellular component (GO): PRC1 complex; nucleus
Molecular function (GO): zinc ion binding; protein binding
Source: RefSeq, a predicted model, not a curated record